UUUUCCUCGUUCUCUAGAGAGUCAAUUGCUCGUUGAGCGCCCAGACAUUCCCUGAAUUUAUAUAUUCCCUCCUUGCGUCCUCCACAAUGCGAUUCGACAGCCUUACCGCGUUGGUCGCGGCUUCUAGUGCCCUGCUUGGCGUGUCUGCCGGGCCGUUGGUAGCCAAGAGGCAAGGUACUACUUCUGCUAGCUCAGGUGCUCCCACGGCUGGUCUGGUCGUUAGCACCAUGAGCAAUAACAAGCCAACGACAUUUGAGGUCGUUGCUCCCCUGCCAACCAAGUCUGGCUCUGCACAGUCCAGUGGAGAUUCAUCCGCCGUGGCUACUGCCACCGACAGCGAGGUAGCUUCUGCAACAAGUGCUGCCCCAACGCGGACUGGAACACCACUACCUCCCAGUCAUGACUUCCCCAGCUGCCACUCAACAGAUGCGAAGCCUUUCUGCCUGCCCAACAACGCAUCGACUUUAUACGUCGACAGCACCUACUACGCGACAUGGAAUCCAGACGUUUUGCCCAUCAAUUCGACUGUAACUGUCAAGAUACAAUUCAUCAAUAACUCGCUUCAGGAAGUUUGGUCCUCGGCUGAGACUGAAAACUCGUGGGGUUUCGUUUCUGUGACUAUGAAGAAGGAAUGGAUGCAAGGCUAUGAUGCCUACAACCUGACUUUCUAUGCCAUUAGCUUUGAAGCCAAUAACCCUUUAAAAAAGUCAAUUCCGUACAAAGGUCCUACAGUCCUCCUGACCAAUAAGCCCCCAUCUCACUACCAGCCACCUCAGCGCACCAAAACCCCCAACAAGCUAGGUCUGAUGAUUGGUCUGCCCGUUAGUCUCGGCUUCGUCGUCGUAGUUGUCAUUGGUCUCUUCGUCGGCAUGCGGAAGCACCGCACCAUAGGCCUUGGUAACAUCAUGGGUCGGCGCAACAAGGGAUACGGAGUCGGUAAGAGCAGAAGGCAGCGGAUGGGACUGGGCAAAACAGGUGCGAUAAGACUGGACAACAGAGAAGAGCAUCCGAGAUCGCAAUACCACGAUGCUCCAGCGCAUACGCGAGGCGAUAGUCUGGGCAGUCUCGUAAGUGAUGAUGGAAUUCGUCCGGCCCCGAGGGGAAAUCAGUUCAGGGACGAGCUUCAGAGGCAGAAGACCGGGCGGUAAAGAGUUCAAUCAGGGGCAAACGAAAACGCACACAGAAAGGACAUGAACGAGACUCGACAUGACGAAUUCUCAGGAUUGAGACGGAGCGCAUUUAAAUUCUGGGAUCUAUGGUAUAUGUCAAGAUUAAGAGGGAGUGAUGUAUGCUAAUGCACAAAUCGUCUGUCCAGCAG
Messenger RNA from Lindgomyces ingoldianus, 1318 nucleotides. RefSeq lists its product as uncharacterized. The record is from RefSeq and is a predicted model, not a curated record. NCBI's taxonomy places the organism in Eukaryota, Fungi, Ascomycota, Dothideomycetes, Pleosporales, Lindgomycetaceae. The coding region runs from base 87 to 1148 and encodes 353 amino acids. The transcript is spliced from 3 exons.